Messenger RNA from Biomphalaria glabrata, 7031 nucleotides. RefSeq lists its product as uncharacterized. Gene Ontology annotation, biological process: activation of GTPase activity; nucleocytoplasmic transport. The record is from RefSeq and is a predicted model, not a curated record. The coding region runs from base 808 to 3279 and encodes 823 amino acids. Gene Ontology annotation, cellular component: cytosol; perinuclear region of cytoplasm; nucleus. Lineage: Eukaryota; Metazoa; Mollusca; Gastropoda; Planorbidae. Gene Ontology annotation, molecular function: GTPase activator activity; small GTPase binding. The transcript is spliced from 11 exons.
CAUUUGAGGCCUACUGCCUACCUGCCGCGUCACGUGAUUGAGAUGUGCAAUUCGUUACUGUCAGCAGAUUGAAUGAUAACACUUGCGUAAUGAUUGCAUUCAAAAUAGCUGCAAAGUGAAUAGGACUGCAGCAUCAUUACUGGAUUACAUGUUUAGACCUUUUGUGUGGCUUUAACUUCUGUAUACACUCCAGACCUAGGGCCGGACUAAAGGUAGAGCAGGCGGAGCCCACUUCGACGGCGACAUAGCCCGUUCUAAAAGUGUAAUUGGUGUGAUUCAAAGGUGUACUGAGUGCACUGAUCUAAACAGCUGUGUAAUGUAAUAUUAUACCAAAAAAUGUAGGCACUGUAUGAAGCAAACAAAUUCGUUGACGUGGUGAAUAUUUCAAGAACGAACGGCCUAUUUUAUUUCUCUAGGCCUAUGAACAACCAGGACAUUCGUUUUCUCAAUUCGUACACAGGAGUGGAUAUAAUGAUGACAAUACUUUCAUUGGAUGUGAGUCUCAACUAAAUUUGACUCUGUGACCUCCGUGACCCUUGCUAUUUAUAGCUCUAAUCGCUAUAUUUAGACUUGGAGACUUAUGUUUUUAAGUGCAUGAAAAUGAGAACCUGUGGUUCGUUUGUGGUGCAGGCGAUAAGUCCAGUGGUUUUCGCGUGCUGCAUGGGGUAAAGCCAAUGGUUCUUUUGUUGUGAGACCAGUGUUUCCGUCUGCAAACAACGCUUAUGCUUCAACCUUUGCGCUUUCGGAUUUCAAGGUCACUGGCCUUGUAAAUUUCGUCAGGACCCGAGGAGCUCAUAGCGCCUGGUCAUGGGUGGCACUCUGUCCUGCACGAGUCGGAGACAUAGAAGAGUUCUGGACUACACUGUGACGAUAGAGCCGAGCGAGGAGUACGACAGGUCCAGCUUGGCGUCCACGGAGUACAUCCAGGAGGUACCGCUGCCGGAUACUGUGCCCGUGGAGACGUUCCAGCAGCCACCCGGCAUCGUAGAGGAUGUAACGCUGGGGAAGACCGGGGAAAUCUGUCUGAGGAGAGAUUCGAAGACUAGAAAGUCUUGCCAUGGCGAAUCUAGUUCUUCCCCUUGGAAGUUUUGGCGGCGUCUUUCCUCGCGGAGUCGCCAAGACCAUAAGUCCUCCCAUCGCAAAGAAAGGCCGACCAUAGUGCUACUGGACAAGACUGACCCAACGCAAACUGGAGGUGAACUGAACAAUGACCUGAGGUCAUCUUUAAAUGGCCAGUCCACUGCCAGGUCCUUGCCAGAUGUGGUGGAGAAAGCACAAGGCAUUCCUCGGUUCAACACUAACGGGGUGCCUCCUCCCAAGCCUCCUCGUUUGUUUUUGUUCAGGACACCAUCAACAGCAACUAAACAUUCCACAGACACAGAGAAUGAGGGUGACCCAACCUACAUGAACUGCAAGCAGGUCACUGACCUCCGACCUGACCAGUUCACAUCCUCCCUGGACUCGACUCAGUCGGAUCCACUCAUCAUGGCCAGCAGUUACAUCAAGACUCUCAAAAUGUCUGACAACAACAACUCUACGGGCCAGGUGUCCAAGAAUGAGGUGGGGCCCCCCAUGAGUGCCCCCGUCAGCUCAGUGUCUUUCAACUUACCGCCAGAGUCAUCCCCAAAUCUUUCCAACACCAGUAUUCCUCAAGGUCAUUACAACUCGGUCCGGAAGCCAAAAAUAAAAACUCCCGAGAUGAAAAGAAAUGGCCGACCAAGAAGGAAAUCCAGUGAUAAAGGGGAAGUCACCAGGCAGAAGCUGAUCAUGAACAGUAUUGCAGAGCUGAUGAGACAGAGACUCGACCCAUUCCCUUUGAUAGACCAAUUGAAAAAGGCAGGUGUGUUGAACAAUAUGGAUGUUCAAUUUUUUCUUGGCCACCAUGAUCGCAAGUCUGUAUGUGAGAGUUUGGUGGCCUUGAUAGGGGACAGCACUCCAGAUGUUCUUCCUAUUUUCUGUGAUGUCAUGGCUCAAACUGGCAACUGUACUGAAAUUUUGGAGAUCCUCCAGCUGAUGAGAGAGAUGGACAGAGUUAUCCACGACGUACCGCACAAUGUUUACAAUGAGAUUCCAGUUCUGGCAGACGAGAAAAACAUCAACUAUGACAUCGGUUACCUGGCAACAGACCACACCCUCAAACCUCUCGUGGAGCUGGAGAGAGUCAGGGCCAGCAGCGACAAACGCCUGAGCAAAGCCUCCUCCAGGAACUCGGCCUACUCUCUGCUAGAAGGUGGCCCUGAUACCGACUGGAAAAAUGGUGAGGGGCCACUAUUUCCUGGGCUCAUAAUGAUGAGCUUGUGCGUCACUGGGCAUAAUUUGUCAGGGCAGAGGGCAGAGGCACUGGCCAACAUCAUCAGGAACCAUAACUGUGUUUGUGAAUUACGUAUUGGUAAAACUCAACUGUGUGGAGAGGACAUUAAAGUGAUAGCAAAAGCUUUAGAGGACAACAGGACUAUUCACUCUUUAGACCUGCGGCUAAACAAUAUGGACAUCGUUGGGGCACAGGCUAUUGCAGAGCUGCUUCAGAAAUCUAAAUCUUUACGUGUUUUAAACCUUUCAUCUACUAGUAUGGACUACACUAGUAUCAGAACAGUCUGUUCAGCUAUCUCUGGCAACAAGUCUCUGACAGAGCUGGACCUGAGCUUUCUGGACAUUAGUGACGAGUGCUGCCAGUGUUUGCAGGACAUGUUGAGAGUGAACACCACUCUCCAGAACAUUCGUCUCCGCAGCAACAACUUGACCUGGUCUGGAUGUGACAUCAUAGCGGAGGGAUUGUCCCGUAAUCUUAGCCUUACUGUUUUGGAUAUGAGCAGAAACAAUAUUGGGGACGAAGGCGUUCGGGCAUUAGCCAAAUUCCUACCAGAGUCUAGUGUGUCAGAACUCUGUUUAGAGAACUGUGGUCUGACGUCUGCUGGCUGCGAGUCCCUGGCUGAGAUUGUCUCCCAUUGUAAGAAGCUCAGGCAACUAGACAUCAGUACAAACCACCUGUUGGACCCUGGGAUAUUGAAACUGGCUCCAGCCCUAGAGAGGACUUCCACACUCAGGAACUUGGCUCUCAACAUGUGUGGCAUCACCAAUGAUGGUUUCUCAAAGCUGUUAGAUGUGCUUGAAAAAAACACUUCCAUCGACCAAAUGAAACUCUGCUACAAUAGACUUGGGAAGGAGUACUUGAACCCUGCUGCCAACUCUGAAAACUUAAGGUACCGUCUUCGUAUUGUCACUUCAUCAAAACCAAAGUUAAAAAUUUUGCUCUGGGGUAAUGCCUUUGAUGAGUCCUAGUUACCUGAGAACAAGAGAAUGAUUUUCAAACUGAAUUCAUUGUUGACCAAAUGAUUAUAUCACUUCAUCAUUAAGUAUUCUACAUCAUGAAAUUAUUAUACAAGACUCCGACAGACCAUUUAAGACGUAAGUCUAGUCCUCAAAGGACACAAAGUGAUGGAAAUUUUUGCGUGAUUUGAAGUACCAGAUGUUAACACUAUUUGGUAUAUGUACGCUUAUAUCUACAUAGCACUGACCUAUAUAAUUGUUUUCACUAGAGCAACCAAAUUCUAUUGUCUGAGAGCUGAAACAAAUACAUAUAUAUUUAUAUAGGUACAUAUAUUUAACAUAAACAUUUUUGCUGUGGUACAUGUUGUGUAUACUGAAACUGUAUUUAUCUGUCAAGACAUGUACAUUUCUAUAACUUAAAACUUGACCAAACUGUAAAUCCAUGCAAUGAUUUUCUAGCAAUGUAUUCUGAGUGACUCCAUGUUUGAAUAGUAUCUGUGGCCCAUGAGUACAAGUGUAUGCAUACAAUGCAAUGAUCUUGAAAUUUAUUUGCUUGAAACAUUGAUAGGGUGGUUCUCUUUAUGAGUUUUUAACCUGCGCAUUUACAGAUUCUUAUGUUUGAAGUCGCCACUAAUGGGAUGGAAACUAUUGUUUUAGUGUGCAAGAAACUUUAUGUUGUUUCUAUUCUCUUGUGUACAUACUAAAAGGCUCAAAUUUUUUUUCUCUUGAGUGUGUCUCUUUUAUUUAAUUUCAUUUGACUUGCGAGUCUUUACGUGCCUGGACUUGUAGCAUGGGGGUUUUGGGUUGUUGCUACAUGGUCUUGAUGGUCCCAGGUUUGUCGUCCUGCAGGAGGUUUAGAAUCUGAAGGCACGUCCAAAACAUGGGAAACAAUUAAUGAACACUCCUUCCAAAACAUGGGAAACAAUUAAUGAACACUCCUUCCAAAACAUGGGAAACAAUUAAUGAACACUCCUUCCAAAACAUGGGAAACAAUUAAUGAACACUCCUUCUAAAGAGCUAAAUAUUACAUGCAAGGACACCGGGGGGUUCGCUAUGGGUAGAAUUUGAACCCGGGUCUAUUUGCAACUUAUUUAUCUUCUUAUCUUAUAAAAUACAGAUGUUACUUUAAAAAAGAAGAUGAUUACAUCCUACGUGUUAUGCAUCUAGUCAUGGAUGUUAACCAAUGACUCAAAUUCUGCCAAGUCACUGUUUUUUUCUGGCUGGCUCAGAGUGCAUCAUACCAUUUGACCAGGUGUUGAGAUGAGAUACAGUAAGGAGUCAUUAAAAACAUGUCUUUUUGUCCUGAUGUGGGAUGAAUUAUUUUACAAUUGCUGCAGCAAUACUUACUGCUGGACUUUACUGUCUCUUGUUGAAAUUGGUCCUACCUUCUACCUAUUAUGUUUGCAGGUGUAUUGUAGACUUUUAUGAUUUAUUAGUCAAUACAAUGAAUUUUUUAAAGAUAAUUUUUCUGUGAUAGAUAACUGUGACCCAGAGAACAAAUUAGAACUUAACCACUGCAAUUUGUAAGAACUGGUUUUAAUUGAUGAUUUUAUUUAUUCUUUUAUACUUUGUGCAUCAUUUGUGUGAAUGUUUGGUUCUGGAAAUACAGUUGACUUUUGAUAGUGUGUCAGUCGGUGAAAUGACAUGUCACCAAAGUAAAUAAGUUCCCCUUUUUGACAUUGCUAUCUAUAGGGCAGAUGAUGUUAAGGUCAUCUGUUUCUAUGGUUAACGGGCAGGGUGUCAUGUGGCUGUCGCAACAACCAACCAUCUUUACUUUCCCCAACUUAAGUCAGGUACCCAUCAGAGUUGGAUGGAAUCAGGGGCACCCUAAAAAUCCAGAAAUUACCAAAGCUUAACUGAAAUUGAGAAAAGGUAACAGUAUUUGUCCAAAAAGAAAAAGUCAAUUAUGAUGUAUAUUGAAAAAUUCUCUUAGACUUUCAAGGGUAUGAAUUAAACUAUAAAAGAAAAUUUUUUAAAAAUUUGAUCUAAAAAAAUGCAAAACUUUGAAUUUCAGCUUUUGCAUAAUGUACUAAAUUACAAUUAAAGCCUGACCUACUUUCUAAAAUAGAAAUAAGUACAUGUAAUUAAUGUAUAUAAAAAAAAAUCUGUAAUCUAGGCUGUCAUGGCUUUUUCUUGAAUUUCAACAUUUGAACCUUGUCAAAAUCCAUUUCAUGCUUUUUGCACCAGUGCAUCAAAGUGAUUGCAACCAUAGUUUUGUUACUGCUGACUAUUUUUUUUCUCAUGGGGAUUCUUAAGUGUAUACUAUCUGGUACCAUCCAACUAUCAAGAGUCAACUGUGACAUAAAGUGUGUUUAUUUAUAGUUGAAAAAAAAAACAGCCAAUUUAAAUGUUCUUAAUGUUAGCCAAUCAAAACACUUCUGCUACUGUUACAUUGCUAUGUCUCCCAUAAUACCUCUGUAAUACAAUAAAAAAGAGUGAAUUCAAGAUUGUAAUAAUUAAUUUCAUUGGCUUUGAAUAGAUUUGUUUUAUAGUAUAUUUAUUUCUGUCUAAGAAAUUCAUGUAUAAAAAUAUAUGUUCAUCUCAUCUUGGUUUAUAAAAAAAUAUUUUUUUGAUAAGAGUGUGAAUGUCUUAAUUUUGAUUAGUCAAGUCUGAUUGUGGUAAUGUGAUCAUUGUCUGAUUACCUCCCCUUAAUUGGAAUCACAGAAACUAUGCAUAGGUCAGAGGUUGUAACAUUGUCAGACUUACAAGACUGUUUAUUCAAUCAACUUUGAUGCAUAUAUGUUUUUAUUUGUACCAGACUUUGCUGAUUUUGUUAGUGAACUAUUUUCUAGGAGAUAUGCCAAUUCCACCCCCUCCCCCCAUCUGGCCAAUGACAAGCAAUAUGCUAGAAGCACAAAGAAUGUCAGUGUCUAACUCUUCUGUUUAUCAUGGCAGUAAUGUGAAAAAAAAAAAAAAGAGAUUUAUUUUCAUUUCUCAUUCAGUAUCAAAGCCAAUGUAAGUCAGUUCUAUUUAACUGUAUGUUUUCCAACCAUUAUGCUGCAUAGUUCGCUGUGUCUUGUAAUGUCACUUUGAUUGCUGGCUGUUUGUAUAUGGAGUGAAUGAAAAUAUUGUUUUUUUUAGAAUACACUAUUUUAGCCAUGUAGACAUUCUCCUCAUGGCAUGGAAGUGAAAAAAUUCUAAUAUCGUGUAGGGAAAAAAAGUGAGAUUUUUUAAAUUACAAAUUUAAUCCAACUGUCCACAUUUUGUAAAUCCCAUAUUGAAUUAUAAAGGAAGUAAAGUUCCCCUUUCAGACCUUGCAAUCAAUGGGGCAGAUGAUGUAAUGGUCAUCUUUUUCUGUGGCAGAUGGAUAAAGAGUGUGUCAUGUUUCCAGCACAAGGACCAACCACCUUCACAACUUGUGUCAGGUGCCCAUUAGAGUUGGGUGGACUCAGGGGCGGCCUAAAAAUCCUGAAAUUCAAAAUCCCAUUCUUAACUAGGAUUCGAACCUGGGACCCCUCAGUUCAGAAGCCAAGCGCUUUAAGAUAGUAUAAAUCCUUGCUCUGUUUAAGCUUCUGUAUAUUUUAUCUGACCAUGUCAGGCGCAGAUAUUGACCUUCACUGUGUACAACUUUAUGUAUAUACACAUUAUAUGGCUGUGUACAUUUUGUGUACAGUUUUGUUUCAUUGUUUUAAGUUUUUCAUGUUGGAUUUUUCUUUUUAAAGACGAAUUUGAUCUUUGUGAUUUCUGAGUGAUUCAAAAGUUGACUUGAUGACUCAUGUUGACCUGCAUUGUGGAAAUAUCAAUAAAGUGAUUUGAAUCUUUGA